Molecule: messenger RNA, 1935 nt
Organism: Schistosoma mattheei
Lineage: Eukaryota; Metazoa; Platyhelminthes; Trematoda; Strigeidida; Schistosomatidae
Source: the annotation of a GenBank genome assembly
AUGUCUGAAUGGGACCGUUGGGUUAUAACGACUGAUGACAGGGUCAAGCAUGAUGCUCAAUUUCAGUUCCUUAAACCUGUUGGUGGUUAUAUAACCGGUGAUCAAGCAAGAGUUUUCUUUAUGAAGUCAGGUUUAUCAGUUAUGGUCUUGGGGCAAAUAUGGGCUCUUGCAGAUAUGGAUAUGGAUGGAAAAAUGGACAAGAAAGAGUUUUCAAUAGCUAUGUUCCUCAUAAAAAAAACAUUGGAAGGUUUACCUUUGCCUCCUACUUUGCCUCCAGGUCUCAGGAAAGAUCCUCAACCCGCAUUUAUUACAUCAGGUGUUACUCUUUCAUUGAGCUUAGUGAGCGAUUCAGGACAUAAUGGUCUUUGUUCUGUAUCAUCAAACGGGCAAGAUUCUAAUCCAGCAUCUACAGCUUACCAGGAUUGGAUUAUAACAUCAGCCAAUCGUCCACGCUAUCGACUUCUUUUCAAUCAACAUGAUCGAAAUAAACGUGGCUUUCUCACAGGCGUAGAAGCAAGAAGUAUUCUCUCACAAUAUGGCCUUCCAAACCCCAUACUUGCUCAUAUCUGGAAUCUUGCAGAUUUGGAUAAAAAUGGCAAUUUAAACUGCGAUGAAUUUUGUAUUGCAAUUUUUUUAAUUGAAAAAGCAAUUUCUGGGUCUCAACUUCCAAAUACGCUCCCUUCUGGUCUUCUUCCUUCAAAUCAACCGCGCGCAUUUGGGCACACAUCUCCUAGCGUUACUGCCAAACAAGAUAAUGAAUCCAAGGAAAGCAAAUCAUAUUUAAGUUUUGAAGAUAAACGAAGAGAAAAUUUUCGGCAAGGUCAAGCAGAACUCGACAGACGAAAGCAGGAGUUGGCUGAAAAAAUGCGUCUAGAUGAAGAAAUUCGUUUGGAGAAUGAGCGAUUAGAAAGGGAGAAGCAACAAAAAUUACGUAUGGAGAAAGAGCGUCAGCAAGCUGUAGAAGCUGAAAAACAAGCAGAACUUUCAAGACAACUGGAAGCUCAGCGAGAACAACGUCGUCGUCAAGCCGUUGAACAUAGGAUGAAGGCAGCACGUGAUGCAGAAAAGCAACGUCAAAUAGAAUCAGAACGGAUUCGAACUGAUGCUCUUUUAAAGGAGCGUAAUCACAUACAAACUUUGCUCGAGCAGGCUGUUGCUCAUCGCGCAAGUCUGCUUGAAUCAGCAUCAUCUCAACAACAACGUUUAUUGGAAUUAGACUCUCGUCUUACUGUCGCACAAACUGAAGUUGAUUCCCAUAAAACAAGCAUUAAUGAAAUGCGUAGUAAACGUGAUGCUUAUGAGCGUGAUAUUCGAGAUAUGACUGAACAAGUGGAAGCUGCAAAAGCUGAACUUACUCAUUGGCAGAGAGAAAAAGAACAAUUAAGCUUACGAAUGGCUGCUGGAGUAGAUAUGAAUCCUGUUAUGGAACAGUAUAAGACAUUACAGUCAAUGCGUGAAGCACGUAUUAAAACGAUUGAGCAAUUAAGAAACAAGUUGAAUGAAUUAGAUCAAAAUAUGACCCAGCAAGGUCAUGAACUGGCUACUAGACGUAAUAAGAUCGACGAUUCACAAGAUCGCGUCACACGGACAAUGCUUGAUUUAGUUGAUCUACGACAUUCUGUUGAACAAAAAAUGCAAGCAUAUAAAUUGAAAAGAAAAUCUACCGAUUUAUCCAUAUCCACUUCAACUACCAUUGGAAGUACACAAAAAGAGUUAUAUGAAGCAAUGUUUGACUUCACUGCUAGACAUCCGGAUGAAUUAUCAUUUACGACUGGAACGUUGAUUGAUGUUUUCGUAAAUGCUCCGACUAAUGUUGGCCCAGGUUGGUUAUAUGGUCAAAUUAAUGAUAAAGUUGGCUUAUUCCCUGAAACGUAUGUACGAAAAAAGUCGAUGGGAAAAUUGAUCCAUUUGAUCCUUUUGGUGUUCAUAAAAUAA